CUCCAAACAUCGCUACAUGAACAACACCGUCAGCUGGCUGCUACUAUCUCGCAACACAACAGCCGACUUGCUGCCGAGAGUGCUAUGGAACACGGCCGGAAUUCAGAUGAACUCGGAUCUUGUUGCGGCCAUCGAAACCACCGACCAUCGAGGGGUGUUUAAUCUGUUCGAUAUCUACUCCAAGGGUCGCCAUCUGUGUAAAGAUAUCUUCCAAACGCUGCUGGGAACGUGGAGCGCUGACGUUGGCUUCCGCCUGACGCCCAACUACAGCCCGUACAAGAUUCGGCAAAACUUUAACUUCCUGCAGCUCCGGGGAGUUACCGUGAUCGAUCGAGAAAAUGUAACAUCGGGCAAGGUCGAUCAGCUGUUGGGUGAACCGGGACUGACCAAGGGCAUCGUCGCGUUCGUUAAGUAUCAUUACGCGCUGCUGGUCGUGUUGCGAGAUUUUCACAACUUCACCAUCAAAUUUCGUCCAACGCGCGGCUGGGCCGGCCGCUUACGCUCCGGCUAUCGGCUGGGGCUGCUCGGUGUGGUGCAGCGCCACGAAACGGAUGUCGCCGCGACCGGUAUCAUCAUGCGGCUGAGCCGCCAGCCGGAACUGGACUCGAUCCACUACAGCUGGGCCUUCGAAACGGGUUUCAUCUACAAAAUCACACCGGACAUUGGGAGCAAAUCGGAAGGAAACGGUUUCGUUGCUCCAUUUUCGCUCCCGGUCUGGGUGGCGCUGCUGCUAUCGCUCGCCCUGUCGGUGCUGGUGCUGCAGUAUCUUGCCCGGCUGUCUGCGGACGAGCGAAACACGCGCGCUACGAUGGCAUACGUGCUGGACGUGAUGGCGUGCGUCGCCCAGCAAGGUGUGCCGAACGUUUCGCGCCUGGUGCCGACGCGCGUCGCCGUGAUCGUGCUGCUCGUCGCUAAUUUGGUGCUGUACAACUACUACACCUCCACGGUGGUCAGCGGGCUGCUCAGCUCGCAGAUGAUUGGGCCGGAAACGAUCGCGCAGGUGAUCGACAGCCCGCUGCUACUGUCCCUGACCGACACGGGCUAUCAUCGGAUACUGUUGCGGGAACAAACGCUACCGUACAGCACACGGAUGCACGAGCGCAAAGCGUUGCCGCCACGGUCACCCAACGAUCUGCCCCUGUUUACGGACGUCGAGCAUGCGGUACCGUAUCUGAGACGCGGCGGACACGUGCUGCACUGCGAGCUGACAGAGGUUUAUCCCGCGAUCGCCAAUCAGUUCACCGCCAACGAGAUAUGCGAGCUGCGAACGGUUGAAGGAUUGUACCGGUACGACAUACGAGUGAUGGCGUUCGUGCUGCCGAAACACAGCAUGUACAGCGAGCUCUUCAAGAUCACGUUGGGCUUCAUAUUUCGUCUCACGCCAGAGCUGAACGGUGCAACGAGAGAAACGAGCUACUUAUCACCAUUUACCGACACUACGUGGUACUCCGUCGCCUCAGUACUGGCCCUCGUUCUGGGCGUUUUGCAAUGCAUAGCAAUAUUUCAUGCUGAGCUAUCGUCCCUCGCUCGCAAUCACUACCUAAUUGACACGAUCGGUUUGAUUGCUCAGCAAGGUACCGCGCAGAGUUCGGCAUACAUUUCGCUGCGAAUCGUGCUGUACGCGGUGCUGAUUAUGGCUUUCCUACUGUACAACUAUUACACCGCAUCGAUCGUCGGGGAAUUGCUUAGCUGCUCCAACCAGGGCCCAGCAACGAUCGAUCAGCUGCUCAAUGCGCCACUCGCCGUGAUGUUCGCCAACGAUUCGUACAAUCGGGCACUUGCGGUGGAUAAUGGCACUGGCGGUUUAAUGCAACAUUACAUCCUUUACGAGCAGCAGCACGCCAGGGUACCGGACGCGAUGACUUCCGAUCGUAUCUACGCAGAUGUCCGAACAGCUGUUCAGCUGCUGAAGCUGGGUGGUUACGCAUUUCACUGCGAACUGACCGAAGCCUUCCGAGCGAUAGCCAGCCACUUUGAUGCGCACGAAAUAUGCGAACUGCGUACGAUGAAAGGCUUGUACACUGAGCUGCCAUUGAUGAGCUUUGUGGUACCGCAGGGAAGCAUGUACGCUGAGCAGUUCAAAAUCACCCUUACGAGAGCUACAGAGAUAGGAUUGAUAAAACGGCUUUUAAAAACAUACAGCAGUGAUCAGCCAACUUGUCUGGGUGGACCUUUGGUGCAUCCCGUUGUCCUGGCUGGAGUAACAGCGCCUUUCACAAUCCUCGCCGCUGGUUUUGUUUCCUCCUUUGUUAUAUUUCUACUUGAAAAGAUCAUAUACUCAAUGAAAACGAUGAGUCAACCAUACUAAACAUAGAUCGCAGACAAGAUUGUGUGCUGUUUAGUGAGGAUUUGUAA
Anopheles gambiae (African malaria mosquito) is the source of this 2355-nucleotide messenger RNA. It is a transcript of the gene Ir31a, whose product is annotated as ionotropic receptor 75a. Lineage: Eukaryota; Metazoa; Arthropoda; Insecta; Diptera; Culicidae. Bases 17 to 2308 code for a protein of 763 amino acids. The record is from RefSeq and is a predicted model, not a curated record. The transcript has 12 exons.